This is a messenger RNA of Serendipita indica DSM 11827, 501 nucleotides long. The record is from the annotation of a GenBank genome assembly. Lineage: Eukaryota; Fungi; Basidiomycota; Agaricomycetes; Sebacinales; Serendipitaceae.
AUGAUGACUGCAACUCUUGCAACUCUUCCCUCGUCGACAAACUCACAGCAGGCUGCCAUUUCCCGCACUCCCAGUCUCGUCUCGGGCCUAGACGCCUUUGGUCUUUCCAACCAGGCGUCCUCGCUCGCCCGCUCUGGUGAUCUCGUCGGGGCAGAGCGUCUACACCUCCAAGCACUCGACGUCAAGACAAAGGGCUUUGGUUUCCAGUCCCCCCAGGUCGCUGCAACCCUCCACGCCCUCGCAGAAGUCCAAAUCCGUCUGGGCAAGUACGCCGACGCAGAGCAAAAUCUACGAUCAGCCGUAUCGAUACGCGCCGCCUCGACAAAACCACACGACCUCAUCGAAGCCGCCAAAUCGCGCGAGCUGCUCGCCCAGCUGCUCGAACGGGCUGGCAAUCUCGCUGCUGCAAAGAGCGUCAGACUGGCCGGUCAGCCAGAUUGGAUCGCGUGCGGCAAUUCCAAGGUGAUUUACUUUCUCCGUCCCUUUGCUCCGAGCGCGUAA